Molecule: messenger RNA, 516 nt
Organism: Lecanosticta acicola
Lineage: Eukaryota; Fungi; Ascomycota; Dothideomycetes; Mycosphaerellales; Mycosphaerellaceae
Source: the annotation of a GenBank genome assembly
AUGGCUAUCAGACUACCAUCAGACGUCGAGCGUCUCCUCGACCAAUCUCUCCGCCACAACUUCGACAACAGCAAAAUCCUCGCCUACAAACUCCAAGACGUGCAAGACAACCAAGUCCAAGAACUCUGCAGCCUCGCGACCGAGAGCUACGCCAAGGAAGCCCUAGGCUGGCCCCGUGGAAGACUCGAAAAGCCGGAAAUCUUUCAGAUCGUCGAAAAUCAAGAAUUCAAAGACGUCGAUGCCUGUCUACAAGAUUUCGUUCAGCGAUUGCGGGCUCUGCUGGAAGAUAGUCCUCCCUACGAGUUCCCGAUCUGGAGCCGGGCUUUUGUUGUUGCGGAGAAGGCUGGGCUCCCGGAGAGGUGUACUGUGGUGCUUUUGCAUAAGAAGCCUGAUGAAGGGCAGUGGAAGGUUGAUUGUGUUGGGUGCCCCGUUGAGGUGGAGUUGGGGAUGACGGUUACGAGUUUGACGAUGCAGGAUGAGACAGAGGAGGAUGUCGUUGAAAGGCUUGGGGGAUAG